GGAGAGCGGAGGAGCGCGGCGGAUGGCUCCCCUCGCCGGGGAGCGGCUACCCUGGCAGCUCUCUGAGGAGGGCAGGAGGGAGAGAGCGGGAGCGGGAGCAGCAGCAGCAUCAUCUUCCUCUGCAGCCUCUUUUUUUAUGCGGGCUGCCCCUUUCCGCCCAGGCGGCGCAGCCUGCCCCGUGCGGCGGGCCCAUCGCCUCCAUCCCGCCGCAUUUGGUAUGCAUGAGCACUGCCGUUCCCACGCAGGAGGUUGCUUUCUUAAGGAGGACCGGCGGUGGCCGCAGCCGCUCGCCCAGCCCAGCCCAGCCCUCUGCCCGCGCCGGGCCAGCCCUGCCCUGCGGCACCGCGGGCGCGGGCGCACCGCGCGUGGGAUGCCCGCGCCCCGGCGGGCGGUCUCGGCGGCCGGCGCUGGCAGGUGGGCGGCGGAGCUCCCCGCGGGGCUUGCCGAGGGGUCAUGAAUCAGACCGACGCUCCCCGGCCACUCAACUGGACCAUCCGGAAGCUGUGCCAUGCCGCCUUCCUCCCCUCCGUCAGACUCCUGAAGGCACAGAAAUCAUGGAUAGAAAGAGCAUUUUACAAGAGAGAAUGUGUUCAUAUCAUACCCAGCACCAAAGACCCCCAUAGGUGUUGCUGUGGGCGUCUAAUAGGUCAACAUGUUGGACUGACUCCAAGCAUCUCCGUUAUUCAGAAUGAGAAAAAUGAAAGCAGGCUUACUCGCAAUGACAUCCAGUCGGAGAAGUGGUCCAUCAGCAAGCACACGCAGCUCAGCCCGACGGACGCUUUUGGAACCAUUGAGUUCCAAGGAGGGGGCCACUCCAAUAAAGCCAUGUAUGUACGUGUGUCCUUUGACACAAAGCCUGACCUUCUUCUGCAUCUGAUGACCAAAGAGUGGCAGCUUGAGCUCCCUAAACUUCUCAUCUCUGUGCAUGGGGGCCUUCAGAAUUUUGAACUUCAGCCAAAACUCAAGCAAGUCUUUGGAAAAGGCCUCAUUAAGGCUGCUAUGACAACCGGAGCAUGGAUAUUCACUGGAGGAGUAAACACAGGAGUCAUUCGGCAUGUUGGAGAUGCAUUGAAAGAUCAUGCCUCAAAAUCUCGAGGGAAGAUCUGCACCAUCGGUAUAGCUCCCUGGGGAAUUGUGGAAAAUCAAGAGGAUCUUAUUGGCAAAGAUGUGGUCCGACCAUACCAGACAAUGUCCAAUCCCAUGAGUAAACUGACAGUGCUCAACAGUAUGCAUUCUCAUUUUAUUUUGGCUGACAAUGGCACUACUGGUAAAUAUGGAGCAGAGGUGAAACUUCGUAGACAGCUGGAAAAGCACAUUUCACUUCAGAAGAUAAAUACAAGAAUUGGUCAAGGGGUCCCAGUGGUGGCCCUCAUUGUGGAAGGAGGUCCCAAUGUUAUCUCCAUCGUUCUGGAGUACCUGCGAGACACUCCUCCUGUUCCUGUUGUGAUAUGCGAUGGCAGCGGCCGGGCAUCUGACAUUCUUGCCUUUGGUCAUAAAUACUCUGAAGAAGGAGGACUUAUCAACGAGUCUUUGAGGGACCAGUUGCUAGUUACCAUACAGAAGACUUUCACAUACACCCGAACCCAGGCACAGCACCUCUUCAUUAUCCUCAUGGAGUGCAUGAAGAAGAAGGAGCUGAUCACAGUAUUUCGCAUGGGAUCAGAAGGACAUCAGGAUAUUGAUUUAGCUAUCCUGACAGCAUUACUGAAAGGAGCUAACGCAUCUGCCCCAGACCAGCUGAGCCUAGCAUUAGCCUGGAACAGAGUAGACAUCGCCCGCAGUCAGAUCUUUAUUUACGGGCAACAGUGGCCGGUGGGCUCCCUUGAGCAAGCGAUGCUGGAUGCACUGGUGUUGGACAGAGUGGAUUUUGUGAAAUUACUCAUAGAAAAUGGAGUAAGCAUGCAUCGUUUUCUCACCAUCUCCCGGCUAGAGGAAUUAUACAACACGAGACACGGACCGUCCAACACUCUGUAUCAUCUAGUCAGGGAUGUCAAAAAGCGAGAAUAUCCAGGUUUCGGUUGGAUCUAUUUUAAGGGAAACUUACCCCCUGAUUAUCGGAUAAGUCUGAUUGAUAUCGGUUUGGUGAUCGAGUACCUGAUGGGAGGAGCAUAUCGCUGCAAUUACACCCGAAAGCGGUUCAGAACACUGUACCACAAUUUAUUUGGGCCCAAAAGGCCAAAAGCCCUGAAACUGUUGGGAAUGGAGGAUGAUGUCCCUUUGCGGCGAGGGAGGAAAACAACAAAGAAAAGAGAAGAAGAAGUUGAUAUUGAUUUGGAUGACCCUGAGAUCAAUCAUUUCCCCUUCCCAUUCCAUGAACUGAUGGUGUGGGCUGUGCUGAUGAAGCGUCAGAAGAUGGCACUCUUCUUUUGGCAGCAUGGGGAAGAGGCUAUGGCUAAAGCACUGGUCGCCUGUAAACUCUGCAAAGCCAUGGCCCACGAAGCAUCAGAAAAUGACAUGGUGGAUGACAUCUCCCAAGAGCUGAACCAUAAUUCCAGGGACUUCGGCCAGUUGGCGGUGGAGCUGUUGGACCAGUCGUACAAGCAGGAUGAGCAACUGGCAAUGAAACUGCUGACCUACGAGCUGAAGAACUGGAGCAACGCCACGUGCCUGCAGCUCGCAGUGGCAGCCAAGCACAGGGACUUCAUUGCUCACACUUGCAGCCAAAUGCUGCUCACGGACAUGUGGAUGGGUCGUCUCCGGAUGCGCAAAAAUUCUGGCCUAAAGGUAAUUCUAGGAAUUCUACUUCCUCCUUCAAUCCUCAGCUUGGAGUUCAAGAACAAAGAUGAUAUGCCUUACAUGUCCCAGGCUAACGAGAUCCAUCUUCAAGAGAAGGAGCCAGAGGAACCAGAGAAGCCAGUGAAAGAAAAAGAGGAGGAGGACAUGGAACUCACUGCAAACAGCAGGAGCUGCCCUCAGGAACCCGUCUGCAGGCAGGCAGAAGGACCUGCCUACAGGACCCAAUAUGCAGGCAAGCCGAAGGACCAACCCACAAGACCCACCUACAGGACCCGUUUGCAGGCAAUGCUUGGACGAGGGAAUGGAGAGUCCUCAAGAAAGAAAGAGGAAGAGGAAGUUCAGAGCAGGCACAGACUGAUCCCUGUUGGAAGAAAGAUUUAUGAGUUCUACAACGCACCCAUCGUUAAAUUUUGGUUUUACACACUGGCUUAUAUAGGCUACUUGAUGCUGUUCAAUUAUAUAGUGUUAGUGAAGAUGGAUCGCUGGCCAUCUACACAGGAAUGGAUUGUCAUCUCGUACAUUUUCACUCUGGGAAUAGAGAAGAUGAGAGAGAUAUUGAUGUCAGAGCCUGGGAAACUGUUACAGAAAGUAAAAGUUUGGCUGCAGGAGUACUGGAAUGUUACUGAUCUCAUAGCCAUCCUCCUGUUCUCCGUUGGGAUGGUGCUGCGUCUGCAAGAUCUGCCACUCCGGAGUGAUGGCCGAGUUAUAUACUGUGUUAACAUAAUUUACUGGUAUAUACGAUUAUUAGACAUCUUCGGAGUAAACAAGUAUUUGGGACCAUAUGUUAUGAUGAUUGGGAAAAUGAUGAUAGACAUGAUGUACUUUGUCAUCAUCAUGUUGGUGGUUCUGAUGAGCUUUGGUGUCGCAAGACAGGCUAUUCUCUUCCCCAAUGAGGAGCCUUCGUGGAAGCUGGCGAAAAACAUAUUUUACAUGCCUUAUUGGAUGAUCUAUGGGGAAGUGUUUGCAGACCAGAUAGACCCUCCUUGUGGUCAAAAUGAAACCAGAGAAGAUGGCAAAAUAAUCCAGCUACCUCCUUGCAAGACAGGAGCGUGGAUCGUUCCCGCCAUCAUGGCCUGUUACCUCUUGGUUGCAAACAUCCUUUUGGUGAACCUCCUCAUUGCUGUUUUCAACAAUACAUUUUUUGAAGUCAAAUCCAUAUCCAACCAAGUAUGGAAGUUUCAAAGAUACCAGCUAAUCAUGACAUUUCACGAAAGACCUGUUCUCCCACCGCCUCUGAUAAUUUUCAGCCAUAUGACUAUGAUAUUCCAGCACCUCUGCUGCAGAUGGCGGAAGCAUGAAAGCGACCCAGAUGAGAGAGACUAUGGAUUAAAACUUUUCAUAACUGAGGAUGAAUUGAAAAAAGUCCAUGAUUUUGAAGAGCAGUGCAUAGAAGAAUAUUUUAGAGAAAAGGAUGACAGAUUCAAUUCCUCCAAUGAUGAAAGAAUCCGCGUCACGUCAGAAAGGGUAGAGAACAUGGCCAUGCGACUGGAAGAAGUAAACGAGCGAGAGCACUGCAUGAAGGCCUCUCUGCAGACCGUUGACAUCAGGCUUGCUCAGCUGGAAGAUAUGAUGGGACGAAUGGUUACUGCCUUAGAAAAACUGACGGGCAUAGAGAGAGGUGAGACAACCAAGAUACGAUCCAGGACCUCAUCCGACUGUACUGAUGCAGCAUACAUUGUGAGGCAGAGUAGCUUCAAUAGUCAGGAAGGAAAUACUUAUAAGCUUCAAGAGAGCAUAGAUCCCACAGGAGAGGAGUCCAUGUCCCCAACAUCUCCUACCAUCACGCCCCGCAUGCGAAGCCACUCUUUCUAUGCAACAAAUAUGAAGGACAAGUGUGGUUUGGAAAAGUUUGAAAGCAUUUUUAAGGAAAGAUCGCCAAGCCUGCAUCGGGCUAUCAGUUCCCACUCAAUAGCAAAAGAAGGGAAGGUUCCCUUAGCCCCUACCAGCACUUUGUCAAUUGCCCCAGACUCCAGACGGCCUUCGUCUUGUAUAGACAUCUACGUUUCUGCCAUGGAUGAGAUGCAUUCUGACACAGAGCCUCUUGACAGCUCCAUAAAUAUUCUCGGUACCGGAGAUGCAGCUCUGCAGGCUCACAUAGCCUCUUCCAUUUUAGCUAACAGUGCGUACAUUAGCAGUAUACCUGGCGAAAAAAUUUCUGGCAGGAGCCUUGAUUACGAGGAAACCUCUGGAAUAGAAACAAGAGCAUUUUCUUCAGACUAUUCGCAAAUCACAGAUUGCCAAAUCCCGUGGGAUUCAGACCCUCCCUUGUAUCACACUUUGGAACGAUCUAAAAGCAGUCGUUAUCUGGCUACAGCUCCAUUUAUUCUGGAGGAAACGCCAAUUGUGAAAUCUCACAGUUUCAUGUUCUCUCCAUCUCGAAGCUACUUCAGCAGCCUUGGCGUCCCAGUCAAAACAGCAGAGUACACAAGCAUUACGGACUGCAUAGACACGAGGUGUGUGAGUGCUCCCCAGGCCAUCGCGGAGAGGGACAGUUUCCCUGGAAGUCUUGGAGGCAAAGUGGAAGACUUGGGAUGCUGCCACCCAGAGAGAGAAGCUGAACUAAGCCACCCCAGCUCUGAUCAUGAGGAUAUCGAGGCCAAAGACAAGAAGGGGAUCCCCUUAUCUCCUCAAGAUGGCAAUGCUACAAGAACUCUGGCCAACAGCAUCCCACUUCCAAAAAUAGAGCGGGCCAACAGCUACUCUGCAGAGGAGUCCAACAUGUUGUAUGCACAGCACACGCGGAAGAGCUACUCUAUCAGCGACAAACUCGACAGACAGCGAAACGCAACAGGCCUGAGAAACCCCUUCCAGAGGAGUAAGUCCUCGAGACCAGAGAGCAGAGGGGACAACCUGUCCAUGAGGAGACUGUCAAGAACGGGAGCCUUCCGCAGCUUUGAAAGCAAGCACAGCUAGGCCUAGACAAAUCCCAUCGGCAGUCUAAGGGUCAUCUGCUCUCCAGUCCAUUUUUCUUAGCAGAAUUAAAAAAAAAAACCCUCACGUCACCCUGCGUCAACUCCAGUUGGCGUUAGCCACUGGUCAAGGGAGCAGUACAUUGUCAGUCUCAGCAUCGCCCACUGAGUUACUGCAUCUUGACCCGGUUGACAUUUGCACUUAAAGAAAAAGGGAGGGAUGAAAGCUUUACAAAGACUUCAGUAAACAACAGGAAUAACAAGCCCCCUUUAUGAAGUCACAAGAAAUAAAUGAGUAGGUUCAGAAAUCUGCCUUUUAUUAGAAGGCAUCAUAAGAUCUUUGAUCAUUAUUCAAGUUUUUAGGAUGCAGAAAUUAACUGGCAAAAAGAGAUGUACAAAUUAGAUGUUCUAAACUUCAGUCACGACUUCUUUUUCAUCUGUUUCACCAUUGUGAUGACUGAUGAAAAGCAUUUGUUGUUUCUGUAGGAACUGGCAGCAAACAAACCUAAAGUCUCCCAAAUCCCUUCCAUCCCACACUUGUGGAAAUGAAGAAAGAUGAACAAGAUAACAACCAUAAUGUUCACUUGUCUCUUUUUGUAUCAACUUCUAGUGCCACAAAAAGUUUAUAUUUUCAAGAGCAGAAAGGGAAAUGAAAUGCCUUUUGUACUGCAACUUAAAUGGAGGAAGAUUUUAUGUUGAAGUAUCAGGUGAUUUCCUGUAUAAAACAGGCAUUCUAGAUUCUAGCACAGCUGAGCAAGCUCAGGAUGAAUGUAAUUAAGCGGAAUAGUAUAUAUUUAUUUUUUUACCACAUUUGUCAUCAAUAUGUUGUCUCACUAAAACAAACGAUGUGAUGGAACAGUAAGAACAGGGUGAUCAGAGCAGAGCACAGUAAUAUUGUCAGGUUCUCACUGCUCCGUUUAAUUAUGUAUACAAAUUGGGGAGAUUUAUAUACCAGGCUACUACCAGGCUCUUCUUGCUGUUCCCUUUGAGCUGCCGAUUUUUCACACCAUUCCCUCGCCUAAAAAUAUACACCUUUUUUUUUUUUUUUUCAUGAGGACAUGGCCGUAUUUGAACAUUUCAAAACAUACAAGAUUUAUCAAGCAGUCUGAAUCCAGAUUAAUGCAAUUAGACUGAAGUUGCUUAAGGGAAAAUGUUCUUGGCAGAGGACUGGAAAACACUAAAAAGUAUAUGUGCUUUUAAGGUAAGUUAAAGAACCAAAGUGAAACUGCAGGUGUCUUUAAAAAGCAAAAGCCAUCAGUUGCAACUAGGCUUCCACCGUUCAGCAGCAUAUCGCACAACGUGCAUUUUAGUAGGGGAAAGUACAUCAGAACGGCAGCGCAGUUGUGGGUUUUGGUUGAAGACAGUCCUAACUCCACCGACCCCACCCACACUCCAAGGGUCCACAAUGUCAACCAGAGUUUCAAACUUCUCAUGAGAAGAUAUCACAGUGGUCACAGGUGGAAGGGUAUGCAGAAGAUAGGAAAAGGGUGGAGAGGCAUAAACUGCAACGGGAUCAAAAUUUCACAUCCUUUACGAAGGCACAACUUUUAAGCUUGUAAAGAGUCGAAGCUAGUGCUAUAAAAAUUAAAACAUCUCUACAAUGACCAACAUCUGUGUAGAACCAGCUCCUUUUUGUUACUAAAAACAAACACAUGCGAGUGGGGCACAUACUUCCCAUUAUUUAAAUGGGAAUUAUCUUCCAAAUCUCUAAGGCAGCUUUGAAAAUGCAGGCUGACAUUUUCUCACAGGGAUCUCACCCUGGGAGACUCCGAGCACUGUACGAGAGCUAAGUCUGAAAGGCAACAAAUCCAGAUGUAAAAAUAAUCAUCAGCCUCAAGAAAAGAGGCAAAGAAGGUGAAAACAUUUAGGUACUGAGUCACUACGUUGGAAAGUUCAGGAAAUAAAGAAAUGCAGCAUGAGGACUUUAAGCACAAUGUGUUUCAUACUUCCUGCACCAACGUGUUCCUUGCUUUCCUCUAUUUGAUCAGGCUUUCAAUGAGCUAAACUCCACCAAGACACCAUGUUUAUGCAAUUGCCUUGCAGUCCAUGUGCAGCAUUAUGGUCACAUGGCAGCACCAAGAAAGGUCAGAAACCUUUCUGUGCAUUAUGAAGCAUGCUCGUGACAGGCUGAUUGUUGAACAAUAGCAAAAUGCCCAGGGGCAAAGGAACUUGUGUUUAACAAUCUGCUUCAAAUGUGCCAACUUCUGUUAGCAGCCUUUUCCUAAGGCUUCUCCAAAUCUGUCUAUCCUUGGUGAGUAGAGGGGGAUAUUCUCACUUUGUUUUCUUUGUUACUUUUACGAAUGUCUGCUAAAACUGUUCGUGGACUCUUCCACCUUCACCGUAUUACCGACCUACUCUAGAGGAACUUCAGAUUCAUUAGAAAUUCCUCAACAGCGCUUAGUGAAUUAGUUCAAGGCAUAGGGCUCUCCUCUGGGGUAGAUUUCAUCUCUUAGUUUGUCAGGGUACAGGAAUUUGCCAAACCCAGAAGCUGUAUAAAUGUUUAGGAUACAGCACUUUAUUGAGCUGGAGCACAAAUUCCAGGUAAAAAUGAAACAGGACACUUUAUUUACCUCUUAAAAUUUGCCAUUAUAUAUAAAAUGUAAAUUCAGAUGUUAAAAGCGUGAUUGCAAGAUGUCAGAUCACUACUUUUCCUGAAUGUUUCCCAUUUAUUCUACAAUGUGGUGUCUAUAGAAUAUAUUAUGAUGGAUGUUAGAUUAUUUUAUCUUCACCUGUUUUUUACACAUUGCAUCAAACUGCUCCUUUUUGAAUUUGAUGGUAAAACACCCAUUCCUUGCAAUGGGACCAGAUUUCCCACUCCCAAUAUUAUUAUGACCACUUAGUGAGAGUAGAAGUCUUCUCAUCCAUCAUCAUGUAGCUAUAGCAUGUGCCAUAUGACAUAUUCUGUAUCAAAUGGUAGCUUAUGAAAUAGAUGUAUAUACACACAUAUAUACAUAUCUCCCAUAGAUAAACCAGUAUAGUUGUGACAUGUGGUAAUAUUAGUGAACGUUACAGGACAGUUUUAAUAUCACGUUAUAAGGUCUUGUUUGUAAAUCUGUAACAUUCAAUAAAAUAGCACAUGUUGCAUCGAG
Chroicocephalus ridibundus (black-headed gull) is the source of this 8734-nucleotide messenger RNA. It is a transcript of the gene TRPM3, whose product is annotated as transient receptor potential cation channel subfamily M member 3. Gene Ontology annotation, cellular component: plasma membrane. Lineage: Eukaryota; Metazoa; Chordata; Aves; Charadriiformes; Laridae. Gene Ontology annotation, biological process: protein tetramerization; monoatomic cation transmembrane transport; metal ion transport. The transcript has 27 exons. The coding region runs from base 454 to 5649 and encodes 1731 amino acids. Gene Ontology annotation, molecular function: monoatomic cation channel activity. The record is from RefSeq and is a predicted model, not a curated record.